Messenger RNA from Drosophila yakuba, 3776 nucleotides. It is a transcript of the gene tau, whose product is annotated as microtubule-associated protein tau. The record is from RefSeq and is a predicted model, not a curated record. The transcript is spliced from 5 exons. Bases 1112 to 2941 code for a protein of 609 amino acids. Gene Ontology annotation, biological process: neuron projection development; microtubule cytoskeleton organization. Gene Ontology annotation, molecular function: microtubule binding. Gene Ontology annotation, cellular component: neuron projection. Lineage: Eukaryota; Metazoa; Arthropoda; Insecta; Diptera; Drosophilidae.
GGCGAUUCCGACUCUGAGUCGGCACAAGUUGCAGUUGCCUCUUUAGUUGCCAGUCGGAUGUGGCACGUGCUGAGGUUACAGCUCCUCCAGUUUAAAGGAUCCCUCGUCGUCCUGUGCAAUUAUAUCGAUUCGCCCGUUAAAUGUAACACACCCAAAAAAUACAAAAAAAUACAAAAAAACAGCAGAACUUAAUGCAAAAGUUUUCGGUUUUAUUUUCCCGCAUUAAGUUAAUUGCCAGGCAGUGCCGAGAACCAGGCCAUAUAGCACAAAGUACCCAAUAGUAUCCCAAUUCGAACAGUAACCCACUCAGAUAUGAGUGAUACCGAUGCGGUGAGUUUUCAAGUACCCAUUCCGAGUAUAUAUAUUUUGGAGCUGCACUUAGAGCACACACAAAUUCGCCCAUGCACCAAUGAUUUAUGAGCAUAAUUUGCAUAAGGAAUGAUCCAGGUUAAUGGAUGUAUUAUUCCGCCGACCUUGCACAUACAUCAUUGUCAGUGGAAGGAAAGAACCCUUUGCGAAGAACCAACCAAAUCAAACAGCGAUUUCUUGUGGCCCGUCGAUUUUGGGCCUUAGAACUGCCAAAAACUUUUGUUGAAUCAAUAAGCCACAAAAACAAUUUGGGUCAUGUUACAGCUGGCAACCGAAUUUCAUGACAAAAUUCCCUAAUGGUAACCAAAGACCAACCAAAUACCCAACCGAAUAUCCUCGUAUGUACAUAUAAACCCAAGUAGCUGAGAAUACCAAAACAAUAAAAUGUAAACAAAUGCAGAAAGAGCCAUCAAAUUUGAAAGCACCCACUCAAUGUGAACUAUAUUGAUACGUCUGCUCCGCCGAUACACCGAUACACGAGCUUUAGCUUCACCAUUGCCACUUGGCACAUGGCACAUGGCACUUGGCACCCCCACAGUUUUGCAGACGUAAAAGUAAGCCCACAACGAUAUAUGGCCAUACAUAUGCAAAUGAUAUGGGCCAGUUUACCGGGGCAGGAGCAUGCGGGUAUAUAUCGAUGGCAUUGGCCACCAAAAAGCGACUCCGCCACGUAUUGGGUUACCCGACACUUGCACAUUUCUGCACCGACACCGCAGCCGAGAAGUUCUAGUCCUUCGCUAGGAUGUAUAGCACGGCAAAGGAUCGCUCCAGCUCCAGCCAGGAGGUUUCUCCACAGGAUUACCCAGUGCAGCAGCAGCGCGCUCAGUCCAAGUCCGAGUACGGCGUGGAUUCCGAAUCUGUAGAUCGUCCUUCGCAACCCGCCCAGGACUAUGUGCCUUCCAAGUCCACCGAUUCAUCUGUGGAACCAAAGAAAGAACCGCUAAGAACUCAGUUAAACACAGGCUAUUCCAAUAGCAACACCACUUUGGAUAGCUCAGAUUCAGUGUCCAAACAGCAGCUACGAUCUCAGCCGAUUCCAGAGUACCAGAGCAAUGCAUAUGAGGCACCUAGGGAUGAGCGCAGCCAACUGCAGCCACAGAGAUCCCAGCCAGCUGCCGAUUACUCCGUAUACGAACGGCAGCAACGUCCGCCGCCGAGCACAAUAGACUACACCACCGGCUAUAAUGCACCACCACCACCAGCACCCAAAGAUCGCACCACCCUGUCACGCAGCAACUCGCGACCCACCCUCUCACUCAAUCCCAAGCUCCAAACUCUACCCAAUCCCGAGUAUGUGCGACCACCACCACAGAACUUUGUCUUGCCACCGCAGAUGCGUGCCGCCGUGGGGCCACCACAGCCGCGUCCACCGUUCGCCGGCGCCAGGCCGAUGGUCGGAAUGGGACCACGUCCACCCAUGCCACCGAACAUGGCGGCCAGGCCACCGCCGCUGCGCACCACAGACAGCAAGAGCAAUCUGCUGAUGGGUCCACCGAUGCGGCCGGGCAUGCCACCGCAACUCAAUAUGCAGCAGGCUCGCCUGCCCAAUGCCGGCGGACAGCUGAGUCCGCCGGGCCAAGGACCACCAAGGCCACCAGGCGGAUUUCCCUGGAAUCCAGCCGGGGCACCGGGCAUGCCGCCAGGAGCACCUGGCAUGCCGCCUGGGGCACGACCUCCGCAGAAUAUGACGCGACCGCCGCCACCCACUUUUGCACGCCCGCCGCCGGGUCAGCCGCUGCAGGCACCCUUCAAUCGAGCGCCCUUCAACCAGCCGCCCAUGCAACCGCAACCGCAACAACAGCAGCAACCACAACCACCACAGCAGCUGCAAAUGCAGCAGCAACAGCAACAACAGCACAUGCAACAGCAGCAGCAGCAACUACGCCCACUUUCGGCAGCCAGUGCACACAACAACAACGAUGACGACGACGACGUGGUCAUGGGUCCGGCGGUGACCCCGCUCAAGAGCUUCAAUCCCAGGCCCGAUCCCAUGGGCGAGCCCCUCCUGGAGGACAUGGAGCCGCCCUUCGAGACGAGCUCCCCAGCCGGAGAAUCCAAAAAGGGGCUCGGCUUUAAGGGUGACAAUGACAGCGGCGUGGAUGAGUCCACUCAGGAGAAGGAUCGCAACGGACCCAACUCGCCCAGUUCGCCCGUGAAAACGCCCACAUCGACCUCAUCGAAGCCGGACAAGUCGGGCACGUCGCGACCACCGAGUGCCACGCCCUCGAACAAAUCAGCACCCAAGUCGCGCAGCGCCUCCAAGAAUCGCUUGCUCCUCAAGACCCCCGAACCCGAGCCAGUCAAGAAAGUUCCAAUGAACAAGGUACAAGUGGGACAUGCGCCUUCGCCCAAUCUGAAGGCGGUGCGCUCCAAGAUCGGAUCCCUGGACAAUGCCACCUAUAAGCCGGGUGGUGGCCACGUGAAAAUCGAGUCCAAGAAGAUCGACAUCAAGGCGGCACCGCGCAUCGAGGCCAAGAACGACAAGUACAUGCCAAAGGGCGGCGAAAAGAAGAGUCCACUACCAUCCAUGACGGCUUCUGGCGCUGAUGAAAAUUUAAAUCAACAAAGCUAAAUGCCGAAAUGCAUGUCAAGCUGAAUCUGAAAGUGUAUCCGAAUCCGAAUCCGAAUGUGAAUCUAAAUCUGACUCCUUCUUUGCAAGCUAAGAUCGAAACGAAAGUGAAAUGAACACACUAAGCAAGCAGCUAAUUUGAAAUGUACUAUCUAAGCAAAAUCCACACAAAGCAAAACGAGAGUUAUGCGAUAAUUCCCACACACCCUCACAUGCCAGUAAAUGCGAUCAGAUCAUCGAUCAGAUCAAUUCGAUAGAGGUGCAAGCACGCAAUGAGAUGCAGAUACUCGUAUGUACAUCUACACAAGCAACACCACCAUCACCAUCCCACAUAGAAGCGGUAUUUGGUAUACAAUCGAAAGUAUAUUUGACUAGUUGAGCAAUGCACUCUUUAUCAUCAGAUACCAGACAUGAGUUAUAUAUCUCAAUGUAUUACCAGAACUUCAUAUAUACAUACAAAUAUAUAUAUAUACAUAUAUACAUAAAAGUAUCUAAAUAUUUAAGCGAAUUAUACAAGAAUCGUACGAGUAAACAGUAUGCUUAGUUGAAAAUGUUACCACUUGACGUCUAAAUGUUAAACGACUAAGAUAAUGCAGCCAUUUAGAUACUUUUGCGACCAGUGACCAGUGACAAGAAAAACCAAAACCAAACCGAACAGAACCGAUACAGAUACAGAACAGAUAAAACCACGUAUAAGCGUACUUUUACUAUUAAUUUGUAUCUUAUUAGUCAAGCGCAUCAUUCUCACGAUUUAUUUACACCCUGUUACAAAAUGUAAGAACAAUGGCAAAAUUUAAGCAAAUAAACAAACAAAAAAAACGUUUUUUCAUUUACCAAA